Messenger RNA from Scutellospora calospora, 437 nucleotides. The record is from the annotation of a GenBank genome assembly. Lineage: Eukaryota; Fungi; Glomeromycota; Glomeromycetes; Diversisporales; Gigasporaceae.
CUCAUGUGCUAAAGUUUAUUGCGCGACUUGCAUUUUGGCAAAAAGCCAUGGAAAAAUUGAAAAAGAAACAUAGGCUGGCUUCUCCACGAAAUACAAAUAAAACCACCGUGUCUAAUAACCCUCAAAAAUUCCAACCUUCUCAAACAUUAAGAAAAAGAAAUCCACAACGUCCAGCUACAAUUCCAACAGACGUCUAUGUUUCCCGCUCUUCAAAUUUUAAAGGACAAUUACUGCGGGCGGAAAAGCUCUUGAUAAAAGAUAGCCAUCCUUCAAUAACAAUUCACGGCUUAGGAGCCGCGAUUCAAAAAUCAAUUAAUUUAGUAUUAGCUUUAAAAGAUUUAACUCAUAACCAAAUUGCUUACAAAGUUACUACUGGUACUGUUGAACUGAUUGAUGAUAUUAUUCCCGACGAUGAUGUUAAGUUCAACAUUUCUUGA